UCUUGAACGGUAGUGUCUGAUGAGUGCAGUGUUGUGGAGUGCUUUAGCUCUUUCUUCAACGUACAUUUCCCACUUUUAUUCAGUGCUUUAGGAAACACUUUUCCAGAGGUGAAGCCUCACACGUUUGUCGAAGAUGUCUGUGGCCGGGCUGAAAAAACAGUUCCACAAAGCCAGUCAGCUACUCAGUGAAAAGAUCAGUGGGGCAGAGGGGACGAAGCUGGAUGACGACUUCAUGGAGAUGGAGAGGAAAAUUGAGGUGACCAACAAGUCAGUGUUUGACCUCUUGUCCAAAACAACAGAAUACCUCCAGCCUAACCCAGCCUCUCGAGCCAAACUGAACAUGCUGAACACGGUGUCUAAGAUCCGAGGGCAGGUGAUGACCACUGGAUACCCUCAGACUGAAGGCCUGCUGGGAGACUGCAUGCUGCGCUACGGACAUGAUUUGGGAGAGGACUCCAUCUUUGGCUGUGCUCUGGUGGAUAUGGGGGAGGCCAUGAGGCAGAUGGCAGAUGUGAAGGACUCCCUGGACAUAAGUGUCAAACAAAACUUUAUUGACCCCCUGCAAAAUCUACAGGACAAGGACCUCAAAGAGAUCACGCACCACCUGAAGAAGCUGGAGGGCCGCCGGUUAGACUUUGACUAUAAGAAGAAGCGUCAGGGGAAAAUCUCAGAUGAGGAGAUCCGGCAGGCCGUUGAGAAGUUUGACGAGAGCAAAGAGCUGGCAGAGAGGAGCAUGUUCAACUUCCUGGAGAACGAUGUGGAACAGGUGAGCCAGCUGUCAGCACUGAUCAAGGCAGUCGUAGAGUACCACAGACAGUCGUGUGAAAUCCUGCAGGACCUCAGUGGAAAGCUGCAGAAGAGGAUAUCCACAGCCAGCAGCCGGCCCAAGAGACAGUUCAAACCAAAGUCCAUCAGGAGCAGCAUGGAGACCCUGGACAACAUUCAGCACAACGGCAUGUCCUACAGUUCCUCGCUCAAAUCCACCGAUAUCCAGAUCAACCACACAGUCAAUAGGAAAACUGAUAUAAACUAUGUUCCACUGCCAUGGCCUGAGAGCCCCACUGCCAAUGGCAAUAUUCCCCAGUCAGAGUUGUUGGACCAGCCAUGCUGCCGCUCUCUCUAUGACUUUGAGCCAGAGAACGAGGGUGAGCUAGCCUUCAAAGAGGGUGACAUCAUCAUCCUCACCAACCAGAUAGAUGAGAACUGGUAUGAGGGCAUGAUCGAUGGCAAGUCUGGUUUUUUCCCCAUCAACUAUGUGGAGGUCAUCGUCCCCCUGCCUCAGUAAAGACUGGCCCCUUGAGUCCUCUACAGACUCCCUCCUGCCUCACCACACUCAGCCUCUGUCCUCAGCCUGACUUGGUUCUGAACAUGCACAGGACCAGCUCAGCCCGAAGCUGAGAUUUUUUCUUUCUUCUGAUUUUCAAACCGCGUCAGAGAGGUAGCAGUAUUGUCCCAAGCUGACUUAAUAUCAAAUUUCUGUUGAUAUCUAUAAACCUGAGGCCUACUGAAACCCGAACCACUAAAUUGGACACUGCCUGGUUGGACCCUUUGUGUUUUUUGGGUCCGACCGAAAAUGUCUAGAAGUUGUCUAACUCUCCUGUCAGUCCCUCGGAAGCUUUAUCUCGUUGAGCUGUCGGCCUAUUUUGCCCCCUCAGCACAAACUCAGGCUCCUUGAAUUUCUCCUCUAGUUAAUUGUUGAGAUUGGGAACAUGGUGACAAUGCUUGAAAGAAGUCAGACGGGUCAAGAAACAUCGACAGUCAGACAAUCAAACAGGUUGUAAAGCUGCACUUGCCAACAUGGGUCAUUCAACAACAGGUCAACAGACUACUUGCAUGUGAAAGGUGUCGCCUGCAGUGAUGAACCCUCAUAGGAUGGUCACAGAUGAUCAUCUGCAGUUCAACUCAGUUCUAUAUAUAGAUGGAUGCUUUAUUUAUCUCAACUGGGGGUUAUGUGCAUGUCACAGCAGCAGUACACAAACAAAGCACACGGUACAAAGAAUAGUGCAAAGCUUUUAAGCAUUAUGUAUCUUUUAAUUGUUUUGGUUUUAAAACUGCAUAUUUACUGUUUUGACUUUAAACGAGCCCCCAGGUUUAGUGGAGAAAAUGUAGUUGAAAGUUGAAACAUCCAUCACAGUUUAUAGUUUACAGACAUAUGUUCUGAGAUAACUUAUAUAAAGUUAUCCGGAUAAACCGUUGGCUUGUUUACAAGAUGCCUGAUUGUCUGACUGUACAUAUUCUUUGUUGGAUAUCUGAUUAAAAGAAUGACCAAAAUUACAAGAAAACACCCAAGAGUUAUCCUCUAAAAAGUAACAGUAUAAUAUUUGCUGAAUGAAGGCUUUAUCUGGAUGACAUGCUGCUUUUCCCCACAAAGACUGAAUUGCUAUUUAUUUUAGCUUUGAUCCCACCUGACUGGCCUAGUUAAAGUCACCAGUGUUUGAAAGCCUCACAUUCCUCUAGGAUCAUGGACAGUAAGAAUUACUACUCUGUUAGACUCUGCCUGUGUUUAGUGCGGGCUGACUGUUUUUCUGUCCUUUCUCUUCCCAAAACGGACUUUUCCUCUUUGCCUGCUGUGCUCUUACCUAGAAGCCCUAGAAGCCCUACACUAUGGCCUGCCCACAACACAUUUAUUUUUACAACUGUGUGGAACUGUAGUGAGCUCCAUGUUUCUGAAUGUACCUCUCAAACUGUUUACAUGCUCUGACUUAUUGUGACAUAAUGUAAGGACUGUACCGCCCACUCUAUGUCAGAUAGGGAUGAAUACCUUGUCUCACUGAAACCAUAUGAACAUAUUUUUUCAAAUGUCAUCUGUAUUGCACUGAAGCUUUAGAAUCUACUACCACAUACGUUUAUGGGCAUGCACCUUGUUUUUUCCUUUUCUUCAGCGUUGCACUUUAUGUUAGUCACAACUGGGUUACACCCACUGCCAUAUCAGAUAUAUAUGUGAAGUCAAAGUGCUAGAUACCUAGAUUUAUAUAACCAAAUAUGUUCUUUGGACUGUACUCUAAUGUAUCCACUAUCACAAUUAUUGUAAUAUAGAUUGGAAAAAUGGUUGCAUCACAUCCUGAAUCAGACGUCUGAGGAUGCAGAUGAUCCUGUUAGCUUGUGAACCUUCCUGCUCUCAUUAGCUAGUGAUACGCUGUAGGAUAAGUAAAGGCCUGCAGUUACUGUGCGGCUGUGCUGGUAAACAUGUUAGGAAGUCCCAUCACUGCGGGAGUCGGUAAAACAUGUUGGUAGCCUGAUAACCAGCAGUUUCUCCUUCUGACAAUUCAUUUAGAGUAUGUAGAGUGUUGCACGAGACACAUUACCGUAAAUCUGUUUUAAUUCGAUGUUUACCAGUUGUCUUAAUAAAUUCAGGAUAAUCUACAUUUUCACAACCCUAAUUCCAUCCGUACAACAUGAGUCAGGUCAUACUGAGCACUUUGCUGCUCUCAGUCUUUAACAGUUGAAACUGUUUUCUUUCAUUAAUUUGUUCCAAUCACAGAGUUUAGAAAUCUGGACAGAAACGAGGUUGAAGUCAUUUAAACUGUAUAUUAGGGUUACAUGGUUGUUUUAUAUAAUAUCUGCUGUUCUUGGUCAGUCUUUAAAACAUUUUGCAGGAACCUUGUGAUCGCUCAAAAAAAAGGUAAAGCAGACGUACUUGGAAUUAACUAGUGAAUGAAAACAGCAUCUUUGUUUAAGAGCAGAGGUAAGUAUAGCAGAACUCUGUCCUGAUGGAAUAUUCAUUAUGUGCUAUCACAGCACAUUUAGCCUUCAUUUAUUCCACUACUAUUUAAAUACUGGCUUUUAUGACAAUUCAUGGAAAUUACACAAGAAACUUUCUCUCUUACUAAUUAUUAUUAUUAAUAAUAUUGGGUAUUUGUUCCUAAAUGCUCUCCAUUCUCCACUCUACAUUAUUAAAUUAAAUCUUAUAAUGUAUGUGGACCAACUCAAUUUAGGCAAUUGACAAGAUGAUCACGAUGCUGCACGAUGAUUUUGUUUUUCUAAAGAUUAUUGUUAUGGAUUUUGGAUACUGGGGAGCUGUUAGCACAGGAUGUCAUCUGCAACACAGUCACAGAAAGGAACGUUCAUCAGUUUAAUCCCAAAUUCUCCAGAAACCAACAGAGAAAAAGACUUGUUCUAGAAAUGCAGUCAUCAUGAAGAAGUGAACUAACCAUCCAAUUCCAAAGUGUUUCACUUUGUUUACAGAUUUAAGAUGGAGAUUAGAUUAGCCUAUUUCACACUUUUAUUUUUUGCAAUUAGCCCCAAGGUUUAACUGAUACACUAAAACAAAAUCUCUCAACACUGUACCUCUGUUAGCCGUCACAGUCCACAGCUCUCUCCUCAGUAUUCAUUUAACAACCAACUACUAGGCAAAGGAAAGUGGCGGCGCAGUCCUCUGUUUUAUUUUUACAGUAGCAUAAUUUAUGCAAAAGGUGUUUUAUAGAUGUUUUAAAUUAAUAUAUUGCGUAAAUAAAUGACAAAAUGCAAAAUUGA
Cottoperca gobio is the source of this 4473-nucleotide messenger RNA. It is a transcript of the gene sh3gl3a, whose product is annotated as SH3-domain GRB2-like 3a. NCBI's taxonomy places the organism in Eukaryota, Metazoa, Chordata, Actinopteri, Perciformes, Bovichtidae. The transcript is spliced from 11 exons. Gene Ontology annotation, molecular function: protein binding. Gene Ontology annotation, biological process: synaptic vesicle uncoating. Gene Ontology annotation, cellular component: cytoplasm; glutamatergic synapse; presynapse. Bases 134 to 1285 code for a protein of 383 amino acids. The record is from RefSeq and is a predicted model, not a curated record.